AUGACCUCGACCGCCUCCUCUCCCCAGAGCGCCAGCCUCAAGCGAGCGUAUGAGGCUGACGAACCCUCCCACCUUGCCCGGCCGGACGUUCUGGUGCAGACCAACUCCCCUCCUCACAGUUCGACUUCGGCGACCUCCGCCUUUAGGAAUGUGUCGGCGUGCAACCGUUGCCGCGUCAGGAAGAACCGAUGCGACCAACGGCUUCCGGCAUGCAGUACCUGCGAGAAGGCCAAUGUCCGCUGCGUAGGCUAUGAUCCUAUCACAAAGCGGGAAAUCCCACGAAGUUAUGUCUACUUUCUCGAGACAAGGCUGGCCUACUUUGAGCAGUUGCUCAAGGCUCAUGGCGUCUCCUUCAAUACGACCGACGUCUACGGCGCCGAGUCUAAAGAGCUUGGGGAUGGUGCGCAAUCACCGGCGAGCACAAAAACAUCUUGGGUAGGGCCGCAGUCGCCCAGUGCUGGCUCUCCGCAAACCACAAAGAACGGCGACUGGGAGAAAAAGCAGGAGGACGAUAAACUGAACAAUUUGGUCUCGAACAUCGGUAUGGUCUCCGUCCAAGGAGCAUCCGAUGCGCGGUAUCUGGGCUCGACUUCUGGAAUAUCCUUCGCGCGAGUGGUGUUGGCCGCCGUGAAGAGUUCCGUAUCAACUGGCAACUCGGAGCGCGCUGGGACGCGUCCUAGCCGUCCACUACCCAACGUUGCCUCCUCGGGUGGUAGCUCGAUGCGAGACUCAUACUUUGGUCUACAGACCAAACCUACAAUAAAGGAGGCCGCCUUCCCUGACCGCGAGUUGGGUUGGAAACUAGUCAAUCUGUACUUCGAGCACGCAAACCCCCAGAUUCCCAUCCUGCACCGAGGAGACUUCUUCGACCUCUUCGAGCGGACUUAUGCUACAGAGCCUUCCAAGCGCACGAGCCGAGACUUGUAUUUCCUCAAUAUCGUCUUCGCCAUUGGCGCUGGUAUCAUAUGGGGAUCAUCGGACCCUCAACCAAACUCCCAACAAGCAGAUUAUGUGUUCAAGAAACCCCGACUAUCAAGCCAGCAGGCUCAACCCGAGGAAUAUCAUGCGUCGGCGAUUGUCAAUUUGGGGUCCUUCCUCGGCUCUGGUCCGCUAGACACGACCGAGCGGGCCAACGGCGAUCUCGAAGAACUUCAGGCGGUCUUGUUGCUUGCUUCGUUUGCCUUGCUCAGACCUGUGGCGCCUGGGCUGUGGUACAUUGUAGGCGUUGCCAUGAGGCUGGCCGUCGACCUUGGCCUUCACUACGAAGAUGGAUCUGACAUCGAAGAUUUCACAGACGGCCAAGAACCUGGUGACUUCGGGCUGGGUCCUUCUGGUCCAAAGCCACCGCGGUCACUCGAUGCCAAGGAGAAGGGUCGCCGAGAAUGGAUCCGAGAUCUUCGUAGAAGACUCUGGUGGUGCACGUAUACCUUUGACCGGCUGGUCAGCACCUGUGUAGGGAGACCCUUUGGCAUCACGGACCAGGUUGUCACCACAGAGUUCCCUUCCCUACUUGACGACAAGUACAUCACAAAAAGCGGGUUUCUAUCACCGAGGUCACAGGACGAACCAACAUACAAGCGUGUCGCCCACCACUAUUUCAGACUGAGGUUAUUACAAUCCGAAAUUCUGCAGGUUCUUCAGCAUCAGCAAGCACAGCAAGCACGUCUCAACGGCACCAACCGUCGCAAUCAAUUCAUGCACACCAAACUGCCCUCUCCUUUUCUAAGCAAAUUCGAUUCUUUCCGAUCCUGGCGACGAGACAUAGAUCAACGACUAUAUGAAUGGAAGAUAUCAGCGCCGGAGCCGUCAGACACCGGGGUGGGCUUUUCCGUCCAAUUUUUGGAGCUGAAUUACUGGCAAGCCGUGAUCAUGCUAUAUCGGCAGAGUCUCAGUGUGCCAGCUCCGUUGGCGCACGAGUUCAGUCCAACCGAGGAGGUUGCCAGCCCUGCCAGCGUCAGGACAGAGGAGAAGGAAGACGAAGAUCUUGUCUUCCUCAAGUGCGCCGAAGCAGGGCAGAAGACGUUGAAGCUGUACAGACAAUUGCACAGGCUGCGACUGGUCAAUUACACGUACCUGGCGACCCACCAUUUGUUCAUGGCAGGCAUCUCAUUUUUAUAUGCUGUCUGGCAUUCACCUGCUGUCAGAUCUCGUCUGACUCUCGACGAUUUCGAUUUCACCGUCCUCGCAGCGACAUCCGUGCUCGGCGAUCUCAUGGAAAAGUGUCCGCCCGCAGAAGCAUGUCGCGACGCCUUCGAACGGAUGAGCAAGGCAACCGUACAGAUGUGUAUGUCAACACCUGGCUUCGGCUUCUCCCUGGAGCGCGAGGAACCCCGUCAGCCGCUCUCAAGACAAUCGAGCCACCACAGCAUGCCUGCACCCAUGCAAACCGACUCAUACUCACAAGCGCGUGCCCCUCGUCGCCCAAUGAUGAAACGGCCGCCGCCCAAAUUCGACAUGGACCUGCGCCAACUCUUCCCGGACGACGUAGAACUCAGUUCCCGCCCGUCUCAUUCCUUUCCAUAUCCUUUGCAGGGUCUACAGCAACAACGACAGCAGCAGUCCGCGUACCAACAGCAGCAGCAGGCCUCACCUCGCCCACAACGACUGUCUCGCGCAUCGAGUAUCAGCUCACAAAUCACUGGAGGUAUGGGGAUAGGAAUGGGCACACAGAGCGCGUCCAACAAUACCAAUAACAACAACAAUACUGCCGGCCCAUUCAUGUUCAACCAACCUCAGUCGCAAGAACCGUUCUACAUGCAAAAUACAUAUAAUCCCGACUUCAUGUCGUCGUUGCCGGGGAUGGACUUCCUCAACAACGCCGGCAGCAGCAACGAAGACUUCAACUUCGACGCAGGCGGCCUGGACCUUGGGUUCGGUAUGGGUCUUGAUUUCCAGCAUGAUUGGAGCGAUGGCCAACAAUAUGACCUGUUUGAUGGGUUCUUCUUUGGUGGAAACGGGAAUGGGAAUGGGAAUGGGAAUGGGAAUGGAAAUGGAAAUAGCAGUGGAAGUGGGAGUGGGAGUGGAAGUGGCGCAGGAAACGGGACUGGGAAUGGGGAUAUUGGAGGAAGAUGA
Capronia coronata CBS 617.96 is the source of this 3072-nucleotide messenger RNA. RefSeq lists its product as uncharacterized. The transcript has 2 exons. Gene Ontology annotation, biological process: positive regulation of transcription by RNA polymerase II; DNA-templated transcription. Gene Ontology annotation, molecular function: DNA-binding transcription factor activity, RNA polymerase II-specific; zinc ion binding; sequence-specific DNA binding. The record is from RefSeq and is a predicted model, not a curated record. Lineage: Eukaryota; Fungi; Ascomycota; Eurotiomycetes; Chaetothyriales; Herpotrichiellaceae. The coding region runs from base 1 to 3072 and encodes 1023 amino acids.